AUGUCAUUUUUGGCUUCUUCUCCCUUUUUUUUUGUUUUUUUUUUUGUUUUUUUUUUUUUUGUUUUUUUUUUCUUUUUUAUCUUCUCACUUCCUUUCAAUUUUUUUUACAUAUCCUUAACUUCAUUUCCCUCUCCUCGUUUAAAUUCUUUUACCUCUUUCUUUCUUCUUCCUUUUAAUUCAUUACCUCUUUCUUUUCUUCUUCCUUUUAAAUUCAUUACCUCUUUCUUUCUUCCUUUAAAUUCUUUUUACUCUUUCUUUCUUCUUUCUUUAAAUUCAUUACCUCUUUCUUCUUCCUUUAAAUUCAUUACCUCUUUCUUUCUUCUUCCUUUAAAUUCCUUUUUCUUUAGCUUUUUCUUUCUUCUUCUCUCCUCUUCUUUUAAAUUCUUUACUAUAUUUCAUUCUUCUAUUCCCCUCUGUUCCUUUCAAUACUUUGCCAUUUUAUUUCUUCUUUCCCCCCAUUUUUUCUUUAAAUUCUUUACGUUUAUCUUUCAUCUUUCCCUCUCUUCCUUUAAAUUAUUUACCUUUUUCUUCUCUCCUUUUCUUUUUAAUUCUUUACUUUUUCUCUCCUCUCCUUUUCUUUUUCAUUCUUUACUUUUUCUCUCCUCUAUUCCCCGUCUUCCUUUAAAUUCUUUACAGUUUUUCUUUCCUCCCCCCCCAACUUCCUUUAAAUUCCUUUUUCUUUUUUCUUUCCCCUCCACGUUUAAAUUCUUUACCGUUUUCUUACUUUUUCUCCAUUCUUCCUUUAAAUUCUUUACUUUUUUCUUUCUUUCUUUCCCGCCUCUUCCUUUAAAUUAUUUACUUUUUCUUUCUUUCUUCCCCUCUUCCUUUAAAUGCUUUACUUUUUCUUUCUUUUCCCCCUCUUCCUUUAAAUGCUUUACUUUUUUCUUUCUUUUCCCCCUCUUCCUUUAA
Molecule: messenger RNA, 909 nt
Organism: Acanthosepion pharaonis
Lineage: Eukaryota; Metazoa; Mollusca; Cephalopoda; Sepiida; Sepiidae
Source: the annotation of a GenBank genome assembly